Molecule: messenger RNA, 2862 nt
Organism: Closterium sp. Naga37s-1
Lineage: Eukaryota; Viridiplantae; Streptophyta; Zygnematophyceae; Desmidiales; Closteriaceae
Source: the annotation of a GenBank genome assembly
AUGGCGGCCGAGCCUCACGGCCGGUACCUUUUCGCGGGCGACGUGGAAGGUCGCCUGAAUCUGCUGUUCAAACGAGCCGCUGCGGUGAACAAGUCCAACGGUCCUUUCGACUGUCUCUUCUGCGUCGGCGCUUUCUUUCCGCCCUCGGAUCCCGCUACCGCCGCCGCAGGCGGAGCGGGCGGCCAAUCAGAGUUGGAGGAUUACAUCGCGGGGCGCGCCAAGGCGCCGCUUCCGACGUUCUUGAUUGGCGACAUUGGAGUCGGCGCGCAGCGACUGCUGGAGAUUGCUGUGCGUGGAGGAGGAGGGGCGGCGACGCGAAAAGAAGGGGAAGCAGCGGAGGAGAAAGUGAAAGAGGAAGGAAAGGAAGAACAGAAGGAGGAAGCAGAAGAGGGAGGGAAAGGGGAGGGGGAGGAGAAAGGGGAGGGAGAGGACAAAGGCCAGAUGAAGCCGUCCCCUCUCUGCCUGCCUCCUGGAUCCAAUCCGCCCUACCUGUCUUCCACCCCGCCCCUUCCCUCCCUGUUCCGCCCCACAGGCCUCAAGGUGGCCUAUCUGGGCGGCAGAUACGAUCCCGCCACGUACCUCUCGGGGCAGGCGGGCGGCACGGGGGCAGCGGAAGGGCGGCAGGAGCGGGCGGCAGUGGAGGCGCUGGUGGAUGCGGGGGCGGACGGGGCGGCAAUAGACGUGCUGCUGACCAAUGAGUGGCCCAAGGGGGUCGCUGCUCUCACCCACCCCUCCCUGCUGCCCUCGCCUCCACCCGCCACGUCAGCGUCGGCGCCUGCCAGCGUGGACUGGGCGGGGGUGGGGUCGCCUGUUGCUGCCACGCUGGCCAAGGAGCUCAUGCCACGCUACCACGUGGCUGGUGGCGCGGGCGCCUUCUUUGCCCGCCCGCCCUACAUCAACUCCUCCGCCGCCACAUCAGCAGAAGACGCCUCCACGUCAGCAUCCGGCCCCGUGACGCGGUUCAUAGGUCUAGCCCCGGUGGGCAACAAGGCGAAGCAAAAGUUCCUCCACGCGCUCUCCCUGCGCCCCGCCUCCUCCCUCCCCCUCUCCGACCUCGCCGCCCGCCCCCCCGAUGCCACCCCCUCCCCCUUCCUCCCCCGCCCUACAUCCGCCAAGAAUCAAAUCUGGACCGGCAGCCUCGCCGCCCCUGACGGUGCCGCCCGGGCUGCUGCCGCCGCCGCCCAGGCGAAGGCGGAGGAGACCGCUGCGAAGCGCACCUUCUGGGAAAGUUCCGACGGGGGGAAAGGAGGGGGGGAGGGGGCGGUAAAGCCUGCAUGGGCGCUAAAGGUGGAGGAGGAGGAGGCGCGGGGGGCGGGGGGGGCGGGGGAGGGGGAGCAGUACUGGCGGUACGCUGCCGGGAAGAAGAGGGCACGGCGGGACGGUGGGCCGGGGGGAGGGGGCAGGGAGGGGCCUCAGGUGUGCUUUGAGCUGUCAGGCAAGGGGGUGUGCUCGCGGGGCGAUGCAUGUCGGUUCAUGCACACUCUAGAGGACGGGUCACCGCUGCCUCGCAACCUGUGCUUCGAGCACUUCAGCAAGGGCACCUGCAGCCGGGGCACGGACUGUCGAUUCAGACACUCGCUGGCGGGUGGGGAGGCGGGGGGAGGAGCGGGGGAGGGGCAGGGGGGAGGCGGGAAUGCUGCUGCUGGCUCUGUUGCUGCUGCCGUUGCGACGGCUGCUGCUGUUGCUGCUGCCGCUGGCGUGGGGGGCAGCAGUGGCGGAGCAACAGACCUGCCCAAGGGCGUGUGCUUUGACUUGGUGCGGCAGGGCAGCUGCACUCGCGGCGACACCUGCCGCUUCGCCCACUCGCUGCCCUCCACCUCGCCCGGCCUCCUCGCCACUCCCCCUCCCCUCACCCCCGCCUCCCUCGCCGCACUGCUUGCCCCGCCUGCAGCAGGGGCCCCGGCAGGGGGCGCAACGGGGGGAGCUGGGGGAGCAGGGGGAGCAGCGCCCCCCACCCCAGCGCCAUGCUGGUUCUGCCUGGCGUCCCCCAAAGUGGAGACUCACCUGGUGGUAUCGGUGGGCGAGCACUGCUAUGUCGCCCUACCCAAGGGUCCCUUAGUGCCCGGCCACGUGCUCAUCCUCCCUAUAGAGCACUUCCCUAGCGUCAUCUCGCUACCAUCCGACGCGCUGGCGGAGAUGUGGCGGUACAUGGGAGCCCUGAGGAAGUGCUUUGCGGCGCAGGGGCACACCGUGGUGGCGUUUGAGCGGUUCCUGCAGCUCAGAGCCGCCACCCACGCGCAUGUCAAUGUGAGUGGGAGCGUUUUGGACGAUCUAAAGAGGAUUAGCUGCGCAUUGCAGGUGGUGCCAUUCCUCCUGGCACAUGGCAUUGCACGUGGUGCCAUUCCUCCUGGCACAUGGCGCUCCCUGCCUGCUGGUGUUGAUGUGACUUGGCCCCUCACCCACCUCCAAUGCGCUCUCCCAUCCUUUCUUCCCCACUGCUCACUCCUCUUCCCCCUUUGCUCACCAUGCGUGCAUACAUGGCAGGUGGUGCCCAUCCCCCAGGACAAGGCGGACCAGGUGUUACCUGCCUUCACUGCCGCUGCUGCCUCCCACAACUUCCAGUUCGCCUCCGUGCCAAAACCACCUGCAGACGGACAGCACAUGGCGGUGGUGGGCGAGGUGAAGAAGCAGAGCCGCGGCGGGCAGUACCUCACAGUGGAGCUGCCCGAUGCCUCGCUGCUCGUGCACGCCAUCGACCGCGGUGCCAAGCUGCCCAUGCAGCUGGGGCGCGAGGUGGUGGCGGGGGUGGUGGGGGUGCCGGAGAGGGGCGACUGGAGGGCGUGCAAGGAGACAGCGGAGGAGGAGGCAGCCAUGGCUGACGCAUUCAAAAAGCAGUUCCAGCCGUUUGACAUCAUGGGGUGA